AUGCCGAAGCUGCAGGCAGCUGUCCCUAUCGAGCUAAUAGAUAAGAUCAAGUCAGCUAAUCCUCAGUAUACAUUUAUUUAUGCAUCAGUUGCUCAGAUUCAUGUUGCUUUUCCAGAUCCAAAAGUCUGGGUAAAGAAAUUUGAAGGUAUUCUAACUUUAGACGCCGACAAUCAGAAAUGCGUAUAUAUCAAUCUUUAUGAUUUCAAAUCUCUCAAGCUGCUUUUCUCUCACGAACUUUACUAUGACUUUAAGGAUAAAUGCAAAGCCCCAGCAAAAGACUUUUUCCUCUUUCCAUCCGAUGUCUGCAUGAUUGGAUUGCAAUUUCUUAAUGAUGCAGAAAUGAAAAACUUUUAUAAACAAGUAAAAACAGCUUCACCAAAGAAAAAGAAGAAAUCUUUAUUCGGACGCAAAGAUGAUGAACAGAUGAUCAUCUCUGAUGUCAAAUCUGUUGAUUAUAUCAGUGGUGCCAAGCAAUCCAACAGUACUUCGAUCCAAAUCACUGGUGAUAACUCAAUUGUCGACCAAACACUCCAAGAAAUGGGUUAUACUAAAGAUCAGCUCAGAGAUCAAGCUAUUGCCCAGAAAGUCAUGGCUAAAGUUAUUCAAAAUACUAACGCUAAACUAAACCCAGAUGCAAAACCAAGCAAAAGUAUGUCAUCUUCUAAACGUUCUUCACGUACACCGAAUAAGUCAAGCUCAGGAGGUGGUCCUGCACCUCCUCCUCCACCUCCACCCCCUGGAGCUGGCGCGCCACCACCACCACCGCCCCCUCCAGCUGCUGCUGCACCACCCCCUCCACCUCCAGCUGCAAAAGGUGGCAAGAAGGGAGGAAAGAAGUCUGGAGGAGGCGGUGGAGGCGUUGUUAAGCCAACAGACGAUGCUCUCCAAGAUAUGAUCAAAUUCAGAAAGAAGAAUGCUACCAAAGUCAAACCACCAGAACCAAAACUUUAUUUCCAGGCUGAUUCUGGUGCAAGUGCAGCAAAUACAUCUCCAGGAGCUGUUGGUGGUGGACCUGCCCCAGUUGCUGCGGAUCCGUCAAAUCCAGCUGCAGCCGCUGCUGCAAUGCUUGCAAGAAGGAAGGCAAAUGCAAAUAAGGCAGCAUUACCACCUGCAACAGUAACUGCCGCUCCUCCACCCGAACCAAGUCGUCCAGCAUUUGGUGGAGGUUUUGGUGGUGCACCUAAACCAGGUCCUAAGACAGUAUCAAGGCCUGCUCCAGCUGCACCUGCAGCCCCACCGCCACCUCCACCAGCUAAUGUCGCUGCACCACCUCCACCUCCUCCCGCUGCAAAAGGUGGUAAGAAGGGAGGAAAGAAGUCUGGAGGAGGCGGUGGCAUUGUCAAGCCAACAGACAAUGCCCUUCAAGAUAUGAUCAAAUUCAGAAAGAAGAACGCUACCAAAGUCAAACCACCAGAGCCAAAACUUUACUUCCAGGCAGAUUCUGGAGCUGGUGCGGGCUCUGCUGCCCCAGCUGGAGGAGCCGGACCUGUAUCUGGAGGUGGUGGUGGAAUGCCACCUCCAAGACCAUCUGAUCCAAUGUCAGAACUUGCUGCUAAGCUUGCCGCAAGAAGAAAGAUGUAA
Molecule: messenger RNA, 1581 nt
Organism: Trichomonas vaginalis G3
Lineage: Eukaryota; Parabasalia; Trichomonadida; Trichomonadidae
Product: positive regulation of Arp2/3 complex-mediated actin nucleation
Exons: 1
Coding region: 1-1581 (526 amino acids)
Source: RefSeq, a predicted model, not a curated record